Molecule: messenger RNA, 951 nt
Organism: Aethina tumida (small hive beetle)
Lineage: Eukaryota; Metazoa; Arthropoda; Insecta; Coleoptera; Nitidulidae
Gene: Hou
Product: glucose-induced degradation protein 8 homolog
Exons: 3
Coding region: 119-808 (229 amino acids)
Biological process (GO): proteasome-mediated ubiquitin-dependent protein catabolic process
Cellular component (GO): nucleus; cytoplasm
Molecular function (GO): protein binding
Source: RefSeq, a predicted model, not a curated record
AGUGUAAAUUCUAUUUAAAUAUUUGACAGUACUGUUUAAGUUGGCAAUAGUGAUAAACAGUUAUUUACUUGUCAAUGUAUUUUCUUUAUAAACUUUACCAAAAAUUCGUACGAAAACAAUGAGUUACGAUGUUAAACAGGAGACGCUAACAAAGGAAGACUGGUUUAAAAGUCUGGAGAGCAAAGAAUUAGACAGAAAGAACAUGAACAAACUAAUAAUGAACUACUUAGUCACUGAGGGCUUCAAGGAGGCGGCCGAGAAGUUCCAACAGGAGUCCGGAGUUGCGCCUGCCGUCGAACUCAACUCCAUGGACGAUCGCAUUCGAAUCCGCGAUGCUAUAAUGAACGGUAGAAUACAGGAGGCCACUAGCUUCAUCAACCAGCUGCAUCCCGAACUUUUAGACAACGACCGAUAUUUGUAUUUUCAUCUACAACAGCUGCAUUUGAUCGAACUCAUCAGGAACAACAGAGUGGAGGAGGCACUGGCCUUUGCGCAGAGUCAUCUCAGUGAGGCCGGUGAGGAGGAUCCUUCUGUUUUGUCAGAGUUGGAGAGGACUGUUGCCUUAUUGGCUUUUGAGGACCCUCUCAGCAGUCCAUUUGGUGAUUUAUUAGCUCCAUCACACAGACAAAAGGUGGCAAGUGAAGUAAAUGGAGCAAUAUUAAAAAUGGAACACCAAGAGAACACAGCACCCAAAGUUUCCACUUUAUUAAAGUUGAUACUGUGGACUCAAGAUAAACUAAAUAAAAAGAAUGUGAAAUACCCCAAAAUGAGUGAUCUUGCAUCUGCAACAAUUGAUGAACCCAAAUAGUGUUAGGAUAUAUGUCUCUAUUUUUUGUUAGGUGAAUCUUUAAAUCUUGUCUUUAAGUGAUAGGAUGAGUGUUUUUAUUUGUAUAUUGUAAUAUUGUAAUUAAUAGUAGAGAUUUUUCAAAUAUAAAUUUGUACCAUUUAAAA